ACCGUCUGCGCCUCCGCAGACCACCGUUUCCCCUCCUUCCCCGCUGUGACUACCGACGCGUCGAGCCAUUCGCUCAGCUCGUUGCACCGAGCAGCUUGCUACUCGCGAGGACGUUGUGUCCUCUCUUCUGGACUUGAGCAUGCUCCAGGCUCGUCAGGAGCGACUCACCCUCCAUGUCGCUGCACUGCGUCGCCUUCUCGCCAUCCUCUCUGACCCUGAUCGCACCCUCCUGAUCAUCCCAGUACGACUCGGGACCUCCACGAGGGUGUACUCAGCGCUGUGGGAUUCCGGUUCUCAGGGCGACUUCAUUCACCCACGCGUGGUGAAGGAAGCCCGCUUACCCACGACAGGGUCUCCGAAUCCCAUCUUCAUUACCCUAGGGGAUGACAAGACCCAACGCUUCUUCGAUCAGACGGUCACUGACCUCCCCUUCUUCCUCACUCUCGAGCCGAUUGAUCGUUCCCCGACGUCUCGUCGCCACCGCUCCUCURCACAUUUCGAUGUGAUGGAGACGGGGUACGACGUCAUUCUCGGCACUCCGUGGUCUCGUCAGUUCCGCAGCACCAAGGCCGCCGAUUGGGCGACCAACACUCUCGUUCUCAAAACGAAGUGUGGACAGACGUAUCGCGAACCUUUCAUAGGUACCACGGCGACACCACGCCCCGAUCCUCCUCCCCCGGAGCCUUCAGUGCCCACACCAUCUCCCUCUAUCACUGUCACCUCGCCUCGGCAGUUCGCUCACUUCAUUCGACAGGACGACGUCACCUUCUUUAUGGUGGACGUGACGGAUCUCUUACACUAUGAUCCACCCUGUCCCGACGCCGAGCUCAUCCCUCUGGAGCCAGAUCCUCCCUCUAUCUCCAUGGCUCCCAUCUCUACUUCCGUCCCUCCGCCGUCCGUCGUGUCCACCGCGCCGUCGCGUACUGACGCUGACGCUGAGGAACUCGCACGAUAUACGGUUGACCUGGAGCCCGCAAUUCGUGACCUCAUCCGGGAGUACCAAGACGUUUUCCCAUCGUUGUUCUCGUACGCCAGCAUCCCACCGAUGUGUGACGUCGAGCACUCCAUUCAGCUUGUGCCUGACUAUCGUGUUCACCACCAGGCACCCUAUAGACUCUCGAUCCCCGAGGCCACCAAACUCGAGCGUCAGCUUGAGGAGCUCCUGAGAAUGGGUUUCAUUAAACAGCAACUCCCCGUGGGGUGCACCCGUCCUCUUUGCUCGCAAAGCGGAUGGAACUCUCCGUCUCUGCAUCGACUAUCGAGGGACAUCCUAGAGCAGUACGUUCUCGUCUACCUCGACGAUAUCCUGGUCUACAGUCGUACCCUUGAGGAGCACCUCAGACAUCUCCGCGACGUCCUUAACCGCUUGCGCAGACAUGGCUUCUACGCCAAGCUGAGCAAGUGCCGCUUUGCCCAGCACAAAGUGGAUUUCUUAGGACACUACGUGUCUGACCAGCGUCUCCACAUGGACGACGCGAAGAUCACUGCUAUUGCGGAGUGGCCCGCUCCCACAUCCGCCAAGCAGCUUCGCAGCUUCUUAGGCCUGACCAGCUACUACAGUAACUUCAUCCGGGGAUACGCUAGUUUAUGCCGCUCGGCACUGGCGGCACUACCUGCACGGGGCACCAUUCACGGUGCGCACGUCCAGGCUUUUCUGACAAAGCCGAAGCUCACUCCUCGACAGGCUCGCUGGUGGCACGACCUUUCCAAGUUUAGUUUCACCACUGAGCACAUCAAGGGUGAGACUAAUCGGGUCGAAGAUGCCCUAUCCCGGCGCCCUGUCCACGACCAGGAGCACAUCCAACUCUCUUCCAUCUCGAUCACCACCAUCCACCACUUGGUGAUCGACGAGUUACGCACUCAGUACUGCCACUACCCCGACUAUCGCGACAUCCACGCGACCCUUCGGAGUGGCAAGACCGUCCCGAACUACUCUCUCGGGGACAACGGUCUUGUGUACUGGCACGGUUCACAGGGCACCAGAGAGCCCCGUAUUUGCGUUCCCUCCACUGGACAGCUACGUGUCCGAGCAGUAGCAGAGUUCCAUGACCAGGCAGCUGCCGGCCAUAUGGGCUUCCACAAGACGUUGGCUCGUGUGAGCCGCCUGUACGUCUGGCCGAAGCGCAAGGACUUUGUGAAGGACUACGUCGCAGAGUGUCCCACCUGUCAGGAGGUGAACAGUGCGCACCACCUGCCUUAUGGUUUGCUCCACCCUCUUCCUAUCCCUGAGGGUCGUUGGCAGUCCAUCUCGAUGGACUUUAUCGGUCCUCUUCGUCCUCGGACCCCUCGCGGUCAUGAUGCUAUCCUGGUCGUCGUCGAGCGCUUCACGAAGCGUGCACGCUUUGUUCCGUGCCGCUAUGCCAUCAGUGCACGUGAGGUCGCCGACAUCGUGUUUGACCGAGUCGUGCGUGACCACGGCUUACCUCUGAGCAUAAUAUCUGACCGUGACCCGCGCUUUACCAGCCGAUUCUGGCGACGGCUCCACGAGGUAUACGACACUCAGCUCCGCUUCUCCUCGUCUUACCAUCCUCAGACUGAUGGUCAGACCGAGAUCACGAACAGGACUCUCGGAGAUAUUCUUCGAAAGAUUGUUCGUGACGACCAGCAGUGGGAUCUUCAUCUUGCCCACGCGGAGAUAGCCUACAACCACGCCGUCUAGCCCGCCAUGGGGAUGUCGCCUUACUAUUGCGACCUCGGCUAUCACCCUCGUGUUCCCGCGGACUUCCUUCGACCGUCCCAGCUGCACCCCGACACGA
Molecule: messenger RNA, 2756 nt
Organism: Chara braunii
Lineage: Eukaryota; Viridiplantae; Streptophyta; Charophyceae; Charales; Characeae
Source: the annotation of a GenBank genome assembly